Messenger RNA from Arachis duranensis, 1909 nucleotides. Its product is annotated as purine-uracil permease NCS1. Bases 302 to 1702 code for a protein of 466 amino acids. Gene Ontology annotation, biological process: nucleobase transport; transmembrane transport. Gene Ontology annotation, molecular function: nucleobase transmembrane transporter activity. Lineage: Eukaryota; Viridiplantae; Streptophyta; Magnoliopsida; Fabales; Fabaceae. Gene Ontology annotation, cellular component: plasma membrane. The transcript has 2 exons. The record is from RefSeq and is a predicted model, not a curated record.
CAUGUUAUCAGGAUCUAAAUUCCAUGUUCUUCAUCAGCAGCAAUCUCAUUAUUCCAAUCCAAAAAUUCCAUGCUCUUCUUUCUCACUAGUUUUGAAUAACAAGGCCUUUCAUCAAUUUCAUGCUACCCCAUCACCUUAUUAUAAGUUCAAGUACUUGUCAAUGAAAUGCUCCAAUUCUUCUAUCUCAAUACCAUCAUCAUCAAAUGAUGAUGGUUCAGAAUUGUUUGAGCCUGAUCCAUCUCUCACCAAAUAAGAUCUCAAGCCAACUUCACCAAGCCAAAGAACACUCACAGGUUUUGAAAUGGCAAGCCUUUGGGUUGGUCUUGUUGUUGGUGUCCCUUCAUACUACCUUGCUGGUUCCCUUGUUGAUCUUGGCAUGGCAUGGUGGCAAGGUAUUGGAACAGUUGUUGUGGCAAACAUGAUUCUAUUGGUUCCACUUGUUCUAACUGGCCACCCUGGCACACUCUAUGGCAUAUCAUUCCCAGUUCUUGCAAGAUCCUCAUUUGGAAUCAAUGGUGCUCACAUUCCAACACUCUUAAGAGCUUUAAUUGGUUGUGGUUGGUAUGGAAUUGAAUCAUGGAUUGGUGGUGAAGCAAUCUUCCUUCUCCUGCCACAAUCAUUGAAAAACAAUUCAUCACUCUCAAACUACCUACCUUGGCUUGGAACUUCCCCACUUGAAUUCUUCUGCUUUUUGGGCUUUUGGGUGGCUCAAUUGGGUUUUGUUUGGAGAGGAAUUGAUGGAAUUAGAAUUCUUGAGAAGUACUCAGCUCCAAUACUAAUUCUUCUUACAACAUGUUUACUUGUUUGGUCUUAUGUUAAUGCUGGUGGAUUUGGUCACAUGUUGUCUUUGUCUUCUAGGCUUACAAGCUCACAAUUUUGGUCUGUUUUUUUCCCUUCAAUCACUGCUAAUAUAAGCUUUUGGGCCACAGUUGCAAUUAACAUACCUGAUUUCACUAGGUAUGCAAAAAGUCAACAUGAUCAAAUCAUUGGUCAAAUGGGGUUACCAAUUUUCAUGGGACUAUUCACAUUUGUUGGUUUAGCUGUUACAUCAUCUACUAAGGUCAUUUUUGGUAGAAUAAUUUCAAACCCAAUUCAGCUUCUUGGUCAAAUUGGAGGAUUAACAACUUGUUUUCUUGCAAUCUUUGGUAUAAGCCUAGCAACCAUAACUACCAACAUUGCUGCUAAUGUUGUUGCACCUGCUAAUGCACUUGUUAAUCUUAGUCCUAAGAUUUUCACAUUUAGAAGAGGUGCAAUUUUAACAGCACUACUUGGCAUUGCAUUUCAACCAUGGAGGCUUUUGAGAUCAAGUGAGAGUUUUGUUUACACUUGGCUAGUUGGUUAUUCUGCAAUUAUGGGUCCAAUUGGAGGAGUUGUUCUAGCAGAUUACUAUCUUAUAAAGAGGACACAUUUGAGUGUUAAUGAUUUGUAUUCAAGGAGUGUUUAUGGUGCAUAUUAUUAUUAUAAGGGGUUUAAUGUGGCUGCAAUUGUGGCUCUACUUCUUGGGAUUUUGCCUGUGCUUCCUGGUUUCUUGUGGAAAGUUGGAAUAAGUUCUGUUCCUGAUGUUUUUGUUGUGAUUUACAACAAUGCUUGGUUUAUUAGCUUCUUUUUUGCAGGAUUCUUACAUUGGAUCUUGUCAAGUUUCAGAAGUAAACCGGAUAAAUAUGAUGUCGGAGGAGAAUCUCUUUUGUCCUCGUCAAAGUAAAUAAUUCUUUUUUUUAGAUGGUCGAUAUUUGAAUUUUAUUAGAAGAAAUUUGACUUAUUUGAAUAGUAUAAUUAUGCAGGUUUUUCUUAGGACAUAAUUUUUUUUCAAUGUUUGUAUAUACAUAAGCACAUUGGUAGUUAAAAAUGUUCGGAACAAUUUUCUUUUAAGUGAAAGAGAUUUCAUAUUGUUUAUGAUUGAUUAUGUAAU